Messenger RNA from Halteromyces radiatus, 2517 nucleotides. RefSeq lists its product as uncharacterized. Bases 1 to 2517 code for a protein of 838 amino acids. NCBI's taxonomy places the organism in Eukaryota, Fungi, Mucoromycota, Mucoromycetes, Mucorales, Cunninghamellaceae. Gene Ontology annotation, biological process: nuclear division. The record is from RefSeq and is a predicted model, not a curated record. The transcript is spliced from 5 exons. Gene Ontology annotation, molecular function: mRNA binding. Gene Ontology annotation, cellular component: cytoplasm; nucleus.
AUGUCCCAUACGGCUUUUUCUUUAUGUUACGCACCGGUCAAAUCUAAACAAUAUAACAACAAUGAUUCUAUCAAUGAUACUACUUUAAGUCUUAUACAAACUACUUGCAACAAUAUCAACGGAUCUUGCCAAAUAUCCAUCUCUACCACUUGUUUACCUGACUCUACUUUUCCAAACGCCAUCAAAGUACCUCUUGUUGAUACUCCUACUGAUUAUAACAUUACAAUCACUGGAACCCACGAAUCAGUUAUGAAUGCAAGAAAAGACUUAUUACAAAACUGUCCUUUGAAAAUACAACUUGAAUUAAAGAUACCUUUGAACGAUGUACCUUUGAUCUUUACCGACCCAACAUGUCAUACCAAUUUAUUCGAAAAAAUCAGAAUAGAAACUCAAGCUCAAAUUACUUUAACUCUUCCAAACCAACAACAAGUUUCUUAUUUUGAAACUGAAAAUGUUAUGAUUCUUUCUAUCAUUGGUUUACCUCAUCAAGUUGAAUUGGCAAGAGUACGUUUAUUAGUGGCUUUGGAUGAAUUGAUGAAUUUACGAACUGAUACUUUAUUGAUACCAAGAAAAUUACAUUAUUUAAUAUGUGGACGAAAAAGAGCAACUUUACAACCUAUUGUCGAUGAAACCUUGAUCAAUAUUUAUUUCCCUUCACCAUUCCCAACUUUUGAUGCAACAAAAGUAUCAAAUAAUAAUGAUGAUGAACAUGAUGAUGAACCUCCCAUUUAUAUUACUGGUGAUGCCGCAAAUGUAUCAAGGGUGAAAGAUAUGUUGACGAAACUAGCGAAUCAAAAGGCAAAAUCAAUGUAUCAUAAAGAUACUACUCUUGAUGCUCGAAAAUUGGAUUGGAUGCAAUUACAUCGACGAGAUGAAUUAUGUCAAAUUAUGCAUGACAAUGGAUCUUUUAUUGCUCUUCCUCCUCUUGGUACAAAAUCAAAUACUGUCACUGUCUAUGCCGAAAAUAGAGUCAACGCUGAAAGAACUUUGCGCUCUAUCAAUUUUCUGGCAUGUUAUAUAUAUGAAGCAUGUUUUUACUUUCAUGAUCGGGAUGGUUUAUACUCUGAUACAAACUUCUUUAAUUCUAUCAACAAUUUGGCCACCUUAACAACAACUUUAUCUCAAGUUUCUGGUGCUGAAGUCGCUUAUCGAACAGAUCCUGGUUGUAUUCAAGUCUUUGGUACUGAACGCGCUGUUCGUAAUGUUUAUCAACGACUACAUGAAAUGACGUUUUUGAAGAUAUUCCAUCAAGAUACUGUUUUCAAUGUUGAAUUAUCGAAUGAUCAACGGGAAUUUAUCAGUGGAAAAAAGAACGGCAAAAUCAACAAAAUCAUGAAAACAUCUGGUGCGAAAAUCAAGUUCCUUCCUUUUGGUGAAUACAAUUUUAUCUUGGAAGUAGAAUCUACUAAUUUCAUCAAGGCUUUGGAUGGUUUGACUUUAUUACAAGAAGAACUCCCUGCUGAAAUAUCCUUUUAUGUUCCCGAAACUUACCACAAACGAAUUAUUGGUGUUGGUGGCAAGAACAUCCAAAGAAUCAUGAAGAAAUAUGGUGUAUAUGUCAAGUUUUCCAAUGCUGAAGAAUUUGCUUCUUUAGGUGGUUAUUAUGGUAACGAAGACAAUGUGGUAGCUCGAACUCCAAUGAAGAAUCAAAUCAAUCUGGAUAAUCUACGUCAUGCUGUAAUGGAUUUGAUCACCCCGAAGGAUAAAGACUUUGUUAUUCAAACACUAUCUAUUCCAUUCCGUCGCCAUCGUACCUUACUUUGUGAUUAUCGGACGUAUUUACAAGAAGUAUCCAAGAAAACAAGUGUCAAGAUCAUUUGGCCGAAUCACGAACUAGCCAAUGAUAUUGUUACCCUGGUAGGUCCUCAAUCCAAUCUCGAAUCUGCGACACAAAUGAUGCGUCAUAUGGUAUCCGAUGUUUACUGCUUCCGUGUACCUUUAUCAAACCUACUAAUCACCGUACUUUCCUCAUCAAGUUUCCAAGAAAAGGUGAUCCAACGUCUUCAACAUGAAAUGGAUAUUACUGUAGAUGUGGAAUCAGUUUUAGCUACAGCUUCAAAGUUAAAAAUCAACAACAACAACAACAAUAAUAAUAAUAAUAAUAUUAAUAAUAGUAAUAAUAAUGGUGAUUCGACAACUUUUGGUAGUGGUGGACAACAUACUUCAUCGUCUUCUCCCUCUAUUGCUGCUACGCCCAUGUCUCCUACAAGCACUGGUGGUGGAAAUGAAACCGAAUGUUUUGCUCACAAUAGUUGCACCAUUCCUCUCAAAAUAAGUAAAGCCAAUUUGGAUUGUUUACCUGUCGCGUUGGAUAUUCUGGUGUGUCAUCUACGAAAGAAUCAUGUGCCUCUCUACAAAGAAUCGGUCAAUGAACUCGCAGACACCAACACUCGACCAAGUAGCAACAGUUCAGUUACAGAUAAUUAUAGUCAUCAUUUUGAAAGCAAGUUAUUGUCUUCUGUGAUCCCAUCAGGUAAAAAAAAAAAAAAAAAAAAAUUGAACCGUGAUAAAAAUUAG